This is a messenger RNA of Rubroshorea leprosula, 2330 nucleotides long. Lineage: Eukaryota; Viridiplantae; Streptophyta; Magnoliopsida; Malvales; Dipterocarpaceae. The record is from the annotation of a GenBank genome assembly.
ACAGUGAUGAAAUCGGCUGCCGUGGAAGCAAGGCAAAACGACAAAUUAGCACUAAAAUUCAAAAAUCGUCCUGCCUGCCUCCCUGCUUUCCACAGACUCACCCACUCUCAACCUCACAGCAACUCUCUUUUCAACUAAAACCAAAGCAUCAUUCCAGGCUGUGGGGAUUUGGAGGUGGUGAGCAAUGAGUUCUUGCAAGGUUUCUUGGAUUGUAUUUUUUCUAUGGCUAUUCAUCGGCUUGUCUCUUCCCUAUCAUUGUUUUGCCAUUGAAGCUGGUGCCAACCCAGCAGCCCAGCUCUUUGUAGAUGCUUCUACAGGAUCAUCACGACCAAUACCUGAUACAUUGUUUGGAAUAUUCUUUGAGGAGAUCAACCAUGCUGGCGCUGGUGGAUUGUGGGCAGAGCUUGUAAGCAAUAGAGGUUUUGAAGCUGGGGGCCCUAAUGUUCCCUCAAACAUAAAUCCUUGGGCCAUAAUUGGGAACGAGACCUCCUUAAUUGUGUCCACAGAUCGCUCAUCAUGUUUUGAUCGAAAUAAAGUCGCUCUUCGAAUGGAAGUGCUCUGUGAUAGCCAAGACACUAAUAUCUGUCCAUCUGAGGGAGUUGGUAUUUAUAAUCCAGGAUUCUGGGGCAUGAAUAUUGAACAAGGGAAGAGCUACAAAGUUGUAUUUUACGUCCGCUCAACAGAUGCAAUUAAUAUUGAUGUAUCACUAACAGGCUCAAAUGGGUUGCAGUUGCUGGCUUCUGCUAACAUAGUGGCUCCUGCUUCUGAUGUUUCAGAUUGGACUAGGAUGGAGGUUCUGUUGGAAGCCAAGGGAACAAAUCACAAUUCAAGGCUGCAACUAACAACAACUCAAAAGGGUGUGAUAUGGUUUGAUCAAGUUUCAGCCAUGCCCAUGGACACAUACAAGGGACAUGGUUUUAGAAAUGAGCUCUUUCAAAUGCUAGCAGAUAUAAAACCCCGAUUUAUCAGAUUUCCAGGUGGAUGCUUUGUUGAGGGUGAAUGGUUAAGAAAUGCAUUCCGCUGGAAAGAAACAAUUGGACCCUGGGAGGAGAGACCUGGGCAUUUUGGUGAUGUUUGGAUGUACUGGACUGAUGAUGGAUUUGGUCAUUUUGAGUUUCUUCAAUUAGCAGAGGACCUGAAUGCGUUGCCAGUAUGGGUGUUCAACAAUGGAAUCGGCCAUCAAGAUCAAGUUGAUACUGCUAGUGUCCUACCUUUCGUGCAGGAAGCCCUUGAUGGCAUUGAGUUUGCCAGAGGCGAUCCUAGUUCUAAAUGGGGCUCUGUUCGAGCUGAAAUGGGACAUCCAGAACCAUUUAAUUUGAAAUAUGUUGCUGUUGGGAAUGAGGAUUGUGGGAAAAAGAAUUACCGAGGAAACUACCUCAAGUUCUAUGAUGCUAUAAAGCGUACCUAUCCAGACAUUCAAAUCAUUUCAAACUGUGAUGGAUCUUCUCGCUUAUUGGAUCACCCAGCUGAUUUCUAUGAUUUUCAUGUUUAUACAUCUGCCAGCAACUUGUUCUCCAUGGCUCAUCAAUUUGAUCGUACAUCACGAAUUGGACCAAAGGCUUUUGUUAGUGAAUAUGCUGUGACUGGAAAAGAUGCUGGCACAGGAAGUCUUUACGCAGCACUUGCUGAGGCUGCAUUCCUUAUUGGGCUGGAAAAGAACAGUGAUAUUGUUCAGAUGGCAAGCUAUGCACCACUCUUUGUGCAUGCCAAUGACAGGAGGUGGAACCCAGAUGCAAUUGUCUUCAACUCCUCACAUGCAUAUGGAACUCCUAGCUAUUGGGUGCAACGUUUCUUUGCAGAGUCCAGUGGAGCAACUCUGCUAAAUUCAACACUCAAAACCAAUUCCUCCAAGUCACUAAUUGCUUCUGCAAUUACAUGGCAAUCAGAGGAUAGCGAAACUUACUUAAGAAUAAAGUUUGUAAACCUCGGGAACAGUUCUGUGUAUCUUAGCAUUAUUGUGAAUGGGUUGGAUUCAAACUCAAAGCUGAUAGGAUCAACAAAGACUGUACUCACUUCUACUAAUCUGAUGGAUGAAAAUUCCUUCAUGCAGCCAGGGAAGGUGGCGCCAAACCAAACUGAUCUCCUUAUAGGAGCUCUCAACAAGAUAAAUGUUGUAGUCCAACCAUUUUCUUUGACUUCAUUUGAUUUGUUGAAGGAAUCUGUUAAGCUUAGAAUGAAGGAAGCUGACACCUCCUCCAAAUCUUCUAUUUGAAAGAAAUUAGCAUAAUCACUGCAUAAUAAUGAAAUAAGUCCUUUACAUAGUUUGUUUGCAUAUGUUAAUGUUAUUCCAUUCUCUAUUCUGAUGAUGUAAAUAUAAACCCUAUCAAUAA